CAACGCGGCGGCGAUGUCCGCGAGCCAGGCGAGUGCCGGGAAGGCAGCGGUGGGGCCUCGCGCGCGGCAGGGCGGCCUGAGCUGCGGCCUCCCUCCAGUUCCCGGGAAGCAGGCUGGCGGCAAGCGCGGGAGCAGCAGCAGCAGAGGCGGAGGCUCUGGCGCGUCUUUCUCCUCCGCCUCAGCCUGAGCCUGGAGCGGACAGGAGGCCCGGGUGGCUGGAGGGGGUUCCGCUGCCCGAGAAUGGGAAUUCUCUUCACCAGGAUAUGGAGACUGUUCAAUCACCAGGAGCACAAAGUUAUCAUUGUUGGGCUGGAUAAUGCAGGGAAAACUACCAUCCUUUACCAAUUUUCUAUGAAUGAAGUUGUACAUACAUCCCCUACAAUUGGAAGUAAUGUAGAAGAGAUAGUAGUUAAUAAUACACGUUUCCUAAUGUGGGAUAUUGGUGGCCAAGAAUCUCUUCGUUCUUCCUGGAACACUUACUAUACUAACACUGAGUUUGUAAUAGUUGUUGUGGACAGUACAGACAGAGAAAGGAUUUCUGUAACUAGAGAAGAACUCUAUAAAAUGUUAGCACAUGAGGACCUAAGGAAAGCUGGACUGCUGAUUUUUGCUAAUAAACAAGAUGUUAAAGAGUGCAUGACUGUAGCAGAAAUCUCCCAGUUUUUAAAACUCACGUCUAUUAAAGAUCAUCAGUGGCAUAUCCAGGCCUGCUGUGCUCUUACUGGCGAAGGAUUGUGCCAAGGACUUGAGUGGAUGAUGUCACGACUUAAGAUUAGAUGAUUUCUACUGACCUCUUCUCAUAGACUUUGUAUAAAUGGAGUGCUGGACUUUACCAGAAAGCUGCAAAAAUUAAUGGUUUAGAUAUAUUUAUAAUAAACUGAUUUAAACUUUUUCUAUAAGAAGAAAAAUUAAGACCACUUAUUUGAAAA
Molecule: messenger RNA, 929 nt
Organism: Elephantulus edwardii (Cape elephant shrew)
Lineage: Eukaryota; Metazoa; Chordata; Mammalia; Macroscelidea; Macroscelididae
Gene: ARL5A
Product: ADP-ribosylation factor-like 5A
Exons: 6
Coding region: 241-780 (179 amino acids)
Biological process (GO): protein localization to Golgi membrane; intracellular protein transport; vesicle-mediated transport
Cellular component (GO): cytoplasm; trans-Golgi network
Molecular function (GO): GTP binding; GTPase activity
Source: RefSeq, a predicted model, not a curated record